AUGUCUUCGAGAGCAAUUCAAGUUUGGUUCCAGAAUCGUAGAGCUAAACUUAAACGUGAUGCAAUGGAAUUAAAAAGUGCAGCGGACAGUAAUAGAAAUUCUAAACCUAAAAAAUUAACCUUGGCUGUCGAUUAUUGUAAAGAAAAUCAUCUAAAUAGUGUUGAUAUAGUAAAUAGUAUCAUUAGAAGUAGCAACAAUAUCAAUAGUAUUGAUACAGGCGAUAAUAUUAAUGAUAAUCAUAGUAACGAAAGUGAAUUUUUUUCUUCAAUUUCUCCUACUACCAUUUGGCAAUUGCUUUGA
This is a messenger RNA of Entrophospora sp. SA101, 300 nucleotides long. The record is from the annotation of a GenBank genome assembly. Lineage: Eukaryota; Fungi; Glomeromycota; Glomeromycetes; Entrophosporales; Entrophosporaceae.